Molecule: messenger RNA, 2747 nt
Organism: Neogale vison (American mink)
Lineage: Eukaryota; Metazoa; Chordata; Mammalia; Carnivora; Mustelidae
Product: E3 ubiquitin-protein ligase NEDD4-like
Biological process (GO): ubiquitin-dependent protein catabolic process; regulation of dendrite morphogenesis
Molecular function (GO): sodium channel inhibitor activity; ubiquitin protein ligase activity; protein binding
Source: RefSeq, a predicted model, not a curated record
AAGUGGAAUGAAGAAUUUUAUUUUAGAGUAAACCCGUCUAAUCACAGACUCCUGUCUGAAGUAUUUGAUGAAAACAGAUUGCCACGGGACGACUUCCUGGGACAGGUGGACAUACCUCUCAGUCAUCUCCCGACAGAAGAUCCGACCAUGGAGCGACCCUAUACGUUUAAGGAUUUUCUCCUUAGACCAAGAAGUCAUAAAUCUCGAGUUAAGGGAUUUUUACGAUUGAGAAUGGCCUAUCUGCCGAGAAACGGAGGUCAGGAUGAGGAAGACAGUGAGCAGAGGGAUGACAUGGAGCAUGGCUGGGAGGUGGUGGACUCCAAGGACUCGGCCUCUCAGCACCAGGAGGAGCUCCCUCCCCCGCCACUGCCCCCCGGCUGGGAAGAGCAGCUGGACAAUCUCGGUGGGACCUACUACGUCAACCACAACCACCGGACCCCUCAGCGGCACCGACAGCUGAUGGACGUGUCCUCCGAGUCGGACAGCCACAUCAGGCAGAUCAACCAGGAGGCCGCGCCCCGCUUCCGUUCCCGCAGGCACAUCAGCGAGGACCUGGAGCCGAGCCGGCGAGGGUGGAGAGGCCCAGAGCCUUGGGAGGCCAUUUCCGAAGAAGUGACCAUCACUGGAGACUCCCUCAGUCUGUCACGGCCCCCACCGCCGUCCUCUCCGGGGUCCCGGACCAGCCCUCAGGAGCUGUCUGAGGAACUGAGCAGAAGGCUUCAGAUCACUCCAGACUCCAAAGGGGAGCAGUUUGGUUCUUUGAUUCGGAGAGAGCCGUCCUCAAGGUUGCGGUCCUGCAGUGUCCUCGGCCACCUACCACCGCCAUCAGUGGCCUAUGCGCACACCACACCGGGCCUACCUUCAGGCUGGGAAGAAAGGAAAGAAGCUAAGGGACGCACAUACUGUGUCAGUCAUAACAAUCGAACCACAACUUGGACUCGACCCAUCGUGCAGCUCGCGGAAGACGGUGCGUCCGGAUCCGCCACAAACAGUAACAACCACCGAAUCGAGCCUCAGAUCCGCCGGCCCCGAAGCCUCAGCUCGCCCACCGCAACCUUAUCCGCCCCGCUGGAGGGCGCCAAGGACUCGCCCAUAUGCCGGGCUGUGAAAGAUCCCCUUUCCAACCCACAGUCCCCACAGCCAUCACCCUACAACUCCCCCAAACCACAACACAGAGUCACACAGAGCUUCCUGCCGCCGGGCUGGGAAAGGAGGAUCGCGCCCAACGGCCGGCCCUUCUUCAUUGACCACAACACAAAGACUGCAACGUGGGAAGAUCCACGCCUGAAAUUUCCAGUACACAUGCGGUCAAAGGCAUCUUUAAACCCCAAUGACCUCGGCCCUCUUCCUCCUGGUUCGGAAGAAAGAAUUCACUUGGAUGGCCGAACAUUUUAUAUCGACCACAAUAGCAAAAUGACUCAGUGGGAAGACCCAAGACUGCAGAAUCCAGCGAUUACGGGUCCCGGCUGUUGUUACUCCAGAGAAUUUAAGCAGAAAUAUGACUACUUUAGGAAGAAAUUAAAGAAACCUGCUGAUAUUCCAAAUAGGUUUGAAAUGAAACUUCACAGAAAUAACAUCUUCGAAGAGUCCUACCGGAGAAUUAUGUCCGUGAAAAGACCAGAUGUUCUGAAAGCUAGACUGUGGAUCGAAUUUGAACCGGAGAAAGGUCUUGACUAUGGGGGUGUGGCCCGAGAGUGGUUCUUCCUACUGUCCAAAGAGAUGUUCAACCCCUACUAUGGGCUUUUUGAGUACUCUGCCACGGACAACUACACGCUUCAGAUCAAUCCCAACUCUGGCCUCUUUAACGAAGACCAUUUGUCCUACUUCACUGUUAUCGGAAGAGUUGCUGGUCUGGCAGUAUUGCACGGGAAUCGUCUAGAUGGUUUCUUCAUUAGACCAUUUUACAAAAUGAUGUUGGGCAAGCAGAUAACGCUGAAUGACAUGGAGUCUGUGGAUAGUGAAUACUACAACUCUUUGAAAUGAAUCUUGGAAAAUGAUCCUACUGAACUGGACCUCAUGUUCUGUAUUGAUGAAGAAAACUUGGGACAGACCUACCAAGUGGAUCUGAAGCCCAAUGGGUCAGAAAUAAUGGUGACAAAUGAAAACAAGAGGGAAUAUAUUGACUUGGUCAUCCAGUGGAUUGUGAACGGGGUCCAGAAGCAGAUGAACGCCUUCCUGGAGGGGUUCACAGAACUGCUUCCUAUUGAUUUGAUUAAAAUUUUUGAUGAAAAUGAGCUGGAGCUGCUGAUGUGCGGCCUCGGCGACGUGGACGUCAACGACUGGAGACGACACUCUAUUUACAAGAACGGCUACUGCCCAAAUCACCCUGUCAUUCAGUGGUUCUGGAAGGCCGUGCUGCUCAUGGACGCCGAGAAGCGGAUGCGGUUACUGCAGUUCGUCACGGGGACGUCCCGAGUGCCUGUGGAAGGCUUCGCCGAACUUUAUGGUUCCAAUGGUCCUCAGCUGUUUACAGUAGAGCAAUGGGGGAGUCCUGAAAAACCGCCCAGAGCUCACACAUGCUUUAAUCGCCUUGACUUACCUCCAUAUGAAACCUUUGAAGAUUUACAGGAGAAGCUUCUCAUGGCUGUGGAAAACGCUCAAGGAUUUGAGGGGGUGGAUUAAGCGCCCCCCACUCGCUCCCCAGCCUCAGGGUGGCUGUUGGUCCAGCAAGUCCUGCUUGCACUUUUGCAUUUGCCUAACAACAGACUUUGCAGAGACCAGGCAGAAAGAGCAGCCACGGGCAUGGC